Messenger RNA from Pipistrellus nathusii (Nathusius's pipistrelle), 1359 nucleotides. The record is from the annotation of a GenBank genome assembly. NCBI's taxonomy places the organism in Eukaryota, Metazoa, Chordata, Mammalia, Chiroptera, Vespertilionidae.
AUGGCGACGCCGAUCGCGGGCUCCCGGCCCGCCCUCGCCCUAAACGGGCUGAUGGCCGCAGACAGGGGACGCAGGAUAUUGGGAGUGUGUGGCAUGCAUCCGGACCAUCAGGAAGCUCUGAAAAAGAACCGAGUGCUGCUGGCCAAACAGCUGUUGCUGAGUGAACUGUUAGAACAUCUCCUGGAACAAGACAUCAUCACCUUCGAAAUGAGGGAGCACAUUCAGGCCAAAGUGGGCAGUUUCAACCAGAAUGUGGAACUCCUCAAUUUGCUUCCCAAGAGGGGUCCCCGUGCUUUUGAUGCCUUUUGUGAGGCCCUGAGGGAAACCAAGCAGGGUCACCUGGAGGAUCUGUUACUCUCAACCCUCUCUGGUCUUCAGCAAGUACUCUCACCGUUGAGCCGUGACCACGACUUGUGUCUGUCUUUCCCGGUGUGUGAGUCCUAUCCUCCUCACAAGCGGGUCCGCCUUUCUGCAGAUACUGUGGAACACUCCCUGGACAACAGAGAUGGCCCACCCUGCCUUCAGGUGAAGCCUUGUACUCCUGAAUUCUACCGGACACACCACCAGCUGGCCUAUAAGUUGCAGUCUCGGCCGCGUGGGCUGGCACUGGUCCUAAGCAACGUGCACUUCACUGGAGAGAAGGACCUGGACUUACGCUCCGGAGGGGAUGUGGACCACAGCAAUCUAGUCACCCUCUUCAAGCUCCUGGGCUAUACUGUCCAUGUUCUACUUGACCAGACUGCACAGGAAAUGCAAGAGAAACUCCAGAAUUUUGCCCAGUUGUCUGCUCACCGAGUCACUGACUCCUGCAUUGUGGCCCUCCUCUCUCACGGCGUGGAGGGCGGCGUCUUUGGUGUGGACGGCAAGGUGCUUCAGCUGCAGGAGGUGUUUCGGCUCUUUGACAAUGCCAACUGCCCGAGCUUACAGAACAAGCCGAAAAUGUUCUUCAUCCAGGCCUGCCGAGGAGAUGAAACAGAUCGUGGAGUUGACCAGCAAGACGGAAAAGGUCCCGCCCUGUCCCCUGAGUGUGAGGAGGGCGAUGCUGGUAGACAGGAAUUGCUGAAGAUGCGGCUGCCCACUCGCUCAGACAUGAUAUGUGGCUAUGCCUGCCUCAGAGGGACUGCUGCCAUGCGUAACACCAAACGGGGUUCCUGGUACGUCGAGGCCCUCACUCAGAUCUUCUCGGAGAGGGCUUGUGACAUGCACGUGGCCGACAUGCUUGUCAAAGUGAACGGACUUAUCAAGGAGCGCGAAGGCUAUGCCCCUGGCACGGAAUUCCACCGGUGCAAGGAGAUGUCGGAGUACUGUAGCACCCUGUGCCGGCACCUCUAUCUGUUCCCCGGACACCCGCCCACGUGA